Molecule: messenger RNA, 2038 nt
Organism: Anneissia japonica
Lineage: Eukaryota; Metazoa; Echinodermata; Crinoidea; Comatulida; Comatulidae
Product: eukaryotic translation initiation factor 3 subunit E-like
Exons: 13
Coding region: 56-1393 (445 amino acids)
Biological process (GO): translational initiation
Cellular component (GO): eukaryotic translation initiation factor 3 complex; nucleus; cytoplasm
Molecular function (GO): translation initiation factor activity
Source: RefSeq, a predicted model, not a curated record
UAAUGGCGUUCCAUAGUCGACAAUUCACGCAUGGUCUUUUUCGGAAAUCUUCAAGAUGGCUGAAUAUGAUCUGACUUCGAAAAUUGGUCAAUAUUUAGAUCGACAUUUGGUUUUUCCUCUCUUAGAAUUUUUAUCAGUAAAAGAGAUUUAUGAUGAGAAGGAAAUGCUACAGGGAAAAAUAGAUCUGCUGAGCAACACCAACAUGGUGGACUUUGCUAUGGAUGUUUUUAAGCAAUUGAAUUCCGAUGUUGAUGUGCCAUCAAAGUUGCGAGAGAAAAGGACCGAAGUUGUAACUCAACUCAAGAGCCUUCAAAUGCAGAUUGACCCCAUUGUGAAAAUAUUCCUUGACCCUGAAGUCAGCAAGCAAGUGCAGUCUACACGUGACGGACAGCAACUCUUUGAAUAUCUGAAAUCUGAACACAAUUUUACUGCUGAGAUGGUUGAGCUCUUGUUCCAAUACGCUAAAUUCCAAUAUGAGUGUGGCAAUUACUCUGCGGCUGCCGAAUACCUAUAUUUCCAUAGAGUGCUGGUUUCCCCCAGUGAUCCUUGUUUUAUGAGCUCCUUGUGGGGCAAGAUGGCUUCAGAGAUUUUGAUGCAGAAUUGGGAGGCUGCCCUGGAGGACCUCAAGAGAUUACGGAACACCAUUGAUUCAAAUCAAGCAUUUGUUUCACCUCUACAACUUCUGCAGCAGAGGACAUGGUUGAUCCAUUGGAGCUUAUUUGUAUUUUUUAACCAUCCUGAAGGCAGAGAUGACAUCAUUGAUCUUUUCCUCUACCAACCACAUUACCUAAAUGCGAUACAGACCAUGUGCCCACAUAUUCUUCGUUACCUUACAACAGCAGUGAUUACAAACAAGAAGAGACGGCAGUAUCUCAAAGAUCUUAUUAAAGUCAUACAACAAGAAUCCUACACCUACAAAGAUCCAAUCACAGAAUUUGUUGAAUGCUUGUACGUCAACUUUGAUUUUGAUGGUGCACAACAGAAGUUACGAGACUGUGAAAUCGUUCUUUCAAAUGAUUUUUUCCUGGUGGCAUGUCUGGACGAUUUCAUUGAGAAUGCCAGAUACUUCAUCUUUGAAACAUUUUGCCGCAUACACAACUGCAUCAGCAUCAGUAUGUUGGCUGAGAAGUUGAACAUGAAUCCAGAAGAAGCCGAGAGGUGGAUCGUGGAGCUGAUCAGAAAUGAUGCUAGAUUAGAUGCCAAGAUUGAUUCAAAAUUAGGGCAUGUUGUUAUGGGCGUGAAGUCAGUCUCACCUUAUGAGCAAGUCCGAGAGAAGACCAAAAAUCUAGCCUUCAAAAGCCAGAUGUUAGUCAUGAAUAUUGAGAAGAAAGAACAGGCUUUACGAGCAAAACUGAGUGGGGCACCACAAUGGGGAGCUCAGGAUGUCUACUGAGGACUCAUACAAAUGGCUGUCAUAAUACAUACAAGUAAAUCACAUUGGAGUGUUAACAUCUCAAGUGUUGUACCAGUACUGUACAUCCAGAUGAUACAUCCGGAUUAUAUUGGCCAACAACAGUGAAAAUACUUUUAAAAGCACUGUACAUUAUUAUCAUAAAAUCUCAUUCUGGUCUGUGAAGACGAUGAUUGCAAACUAGGUUACGGUUACCAAUACAACUUUAAAUAAUACUGUAUAUAAAUAAAUAAAUAAAUGGAAGAAAGUCAGUGCAUCCUCUAAUCUGAGAUAAUUUUUUCAAAGAACCAAAUAACAAUCUUGAAUCUCUUAACACAAAGCUAACCCUCUAUUUGGGGAACAAACCCUGAGACCACCCAAACUUUUCGUCUCAAAGGUGGUCUCAAAUAGGAGGGAGAACUGUAUCUAACAGUUCACUGAAUUUAAUGAAUUAAAGAAUUACUGAAUUGACCUUAUGAAACUUUAACCUCUGAUUAUCCUAAUUUAAAUAGUGGUAAAUGAUGGUACAGUAGUAACACAGUGUUAAUAUGGGUCAUAUUGGAGAUCAGCACACAUUUCAUCUAAUACCAGUUAUUCUAAUAAUUUUUUUCAUAGCCAAUAAAAAUUGAUGUGAAUUUGUAGUCAACA